AUGAUCGUACCUCGUCUUCGGAGUGAAGCCCGUGGCGGGUCAUCAUAUAGUGCAUCGACUCGUUAUAGUGGCAGUGUUUAUGGAGGUAAAAUAAAUCAGAGUCAAAAUUCCAAUGAUCCUGAUCUUAAACGAGCUCUUCAAUAUUCUUAUACAUCACAAGCUGUACGAAAAUGGGAAAAACGUUGGGUAGUCAUUCAUGAAACAUCAAUGCGUGUUCAUAAAUGGAUGCCAGCACCAGCAACAGCUCCAACACUUGCUUCACAAACUGUUGUUGAUAAAAUAGCUGAUCUUGCUAAUAAUAAUACUGAAAAACAACAAGAAGAAAUUCAAAUACAACAGGAACAACAAGAAGAAAUCCAAAUACAACAGAAACAACAAGAAUCUAAUUCUAAUGAAACACAAGAUACUCAAAUGAUUGUCGAUGAAGAAAGUACCAGUCAAUCAAGUCAAGCUUAA
Rotaria sordida is the source of this 456-nucleotide messenger RNA. Lineage: Eukaryota; Metazoa; Rotifera; Eurotatoria; Philodinida; Philodinidae. The record is from the annotation of a GenBank genome assembly.